Molecule: messenger RNA, 2232 nt
Organism: Papaver somniferum (opium poppy)
Lineage: Eukaryota; Viridiplantae; Streptophyta; Magnoliopsida; Ranunculales; Papaveraceae
Product: putative disease resistance protein RGA3
Exons: 1
Coding region: 1-2232 (743 amino acids)
Biological process (GO): defense response to other organism
Molecular function (GO): ADP binding
Source: RefSeq, a predicted model, not a curated record
AUGGAGUCUCUCACUGAAUCCAAAUGCGAAGUUUUCUCAAACUUUGAUGUGUUAGUAAACAAAGUUGAAGAAAAAAUAGAAACAACUAAGUAUUUCCUAGUUCUAGAUGACCUGUGGAACGAAGAUCCCAUUGAAUGGAAUAAACUUAAGAGUAUCCUAGAUUUCGGCUCCGCUGGCAGCAAAAUCAUAGUCACUACACGCAGUCAAAUAGUUGCAUCGGUGGUGCAGGGUUUAUUUCCUCCCUACAAUCUAAAUGUAUUAUCUGAAGCAGAAUGUUGGUCUAUUAUCAAGAACAAAGCUUUUUCUCCGGGUGGAGCAUACGAGACUCCAAAUAUGAAAAUUGUAGGAAAGGCGAUAGCAAAUAAGUGUGGAGGUUUGCCACUUGCGGCCAACUUUUUUGGUUGUCUUAUGCACUCACAUAGCGAUGAGAGGCAGUGGUUGUCAUUCAGAGACAACAAAAGCUUAGAAACACUAGGAAAUCAUAGUGCUGGAAUCAUACCAAUAUUGAAAUUGAGUUACAAUAAUUUACCAUCCCAUUUGAAACAAUGUUUCUCUUACUGUUGUUUAUUUCCCAAAGAUUGGAAAUUUGAUAGAGAAACACUGAUUCAACUGUGGAUGGCUGAAGGAUUUAUUCAUCUAUCUAAUGGAGGAAAUCAAAACUUACUCGAAGAUAUUGGUAAUGAUUAUUUCCUUAGUUUGUUGUCUAGAUCUUUCUUUCAAGAUGUAGAAACGAAUUUGCUUGGCGACAUUAUACCAUUCAAAAUGCAUGAUUUGGUUCACGAUCUUGCAUUAAGCGUCGUCGCUGGCAGUCAUAAAGUCAUGAUUCCGAAUACAAGUGAAAUGGAAAAUGAUUCAUCUCAAGUUCGACGGCUACUGUUAACAAUGAAAGGAACACCAAAAACAUAUUUUGAUGCUUUAAACGAAGCUACAAAGUUGCGGGCAAUUUUUUUUCCAGCAGGGCAAAUAUUUUUCCAAGGAGAAGGUAUUUCUCAUCAGACUCUACUGAAUAACAAGCGUCUACGUGUAAUACAUGGGCUAGUUGGUGCUAAUAGAAAUCCGAAAACUAUAUCUUUUUCCACUUUCAAGUUUAAACACAUGAGGUAUCUUAACCUCAUUUAUUCUAAUCUUGAAGAUGUUCAUGCUGAGUCCAUUCAUCAACUCUACAAUCUCCAAACUCUCAACCUUGAAUCCUCCCAAAAUGUUCAAAAUAUUCUGAAAAAAGGAAUUGGUUCUUUGAUUAAUUUGCGACAUCUAAAUCUCUCUCAUUCAGACGCCAACCUUCUACCUGAUUACCGGGGAGAGCCAGAAGAUGUAUCAAGGAUACCAAGUGGUAUUGAAAAGCUAACUCGCUUGGAAGUAUUAUGGCCUUACAUUGUGAGGAAAAAUGAUGAUGUCUCCAAUAUUGAUACCUGCAGUUAUAAUUCAACUCCUUUUUCUAUCCAAGAAUUAGCACAUCUAAUCUCCCUUCGGAAGUUACGAAUACUAAAUCUGGAGAAUCUGAAAGGUGGUAAAAUUGAGGCGGAGACCGCAAAUUUAAAAGACAAGCAAAACAUUCAAAAUUUGGAUCUGCAAUGGAAUUUCGAAGUAGAAGAACAAGAAGAAGAAGUGGAUGUUAACAAUUCUAUUAUGGUGCUGGAAGAUCUCCAACCUCACCCUAAUUUGAAGGAAUUGACGAUAGUGGGUUUUCCGGGUUUAAAGACUCCGAAGUGGAUGGGAUCAUCUUCUUGUCAUCCUAAUUUAGUGGAAUUAAAUUUUUACUACUGCAAGAGUUGUACAAAAUUUGUAGGACUGGGUCAACUCCCCUGUCUUCCGUUACUUACUAUUGGAGGAAUGAAUUCAGUCAAGUGUUUAGGUAUGGAGUUCUAUUACCAGCAACAACAAGAAGAAGAAUGCAAAGGUUCUGCAACAAGAACAUUAUUCCCUUCGUUAACUAGGUUAUACAUGGUGGAGUUGAAAAAUUUAGAAGAAUGGCGGUUUGCACCUCCGCCACCUGACAACUCCUUCCCUAGCCUUGAGAAAGUAGAGAUCUUGGAGUGCGGUAAUUUGACAUCUAUACCAGAUUUACGAUUAUGGACUUCUUCCCUCACAGAGUUACACAUAGUGGGCAGCGAAAAGUUGGAAAAAAAGCCUAUGGAAUAUUUUCUCGGCAAAUCCCUCCCAUCUGUUCGAUACACCUGGAGUGAUGCUGAUUUUGUUGGAAUAUUUGAAUAUGCUAGCAACCGAUGGUCGUGA